CGUGGCCACUGGACGGGGGAAGGGAAGCUGAGAUUGGAGGGAGAAACAAUCAGAAACUGAGAUAGUUUGUGCAUAUGACAGCACCUCCUCAGGACUCCUGCCAUACAAGAACUCUCUCCAUGAUCCACAUCUGUAGGGACACCUGCAGUUAUUACUUUGGACGUGUACUGCUGUUUCACGUGAGGCUGAAGACGUAACAGCGUCGGUGCAAGUAGACCCUGCUUUACUUGGUCUCUCAAGGUGCAUACUGGAUUUGUCGUCAGUGCCAAAGUGAUGAAGUGUCUUGGACAGGGAGAGCCCAGCCCUGAAAAGCAAUGUCAUCAUUCAGCUUCUGUGUACCUCUGGUGGGGUUGAGGAGUGGGGCAGAUCUGUGGAGGAGAGGAGGGAGGCAGGCUUCCAGGAAACUUGUGUAUUGAUGGACAACCAUUUCCUCCAUUCAGCUUUUGUAGACUGAUACCUGCACAUUCCUCCACACUUAACGGUUAAUAAAACCAGACUGCCAUCGAUAAUCUCACAACUGUUGCUGUUAUGAAGAGAAUAUGAUGUGCACGACAUGGAUUUCUUCUGCCACUGACAGUUUUGGGAAAUCAAGCUGCUGAUCGUGGACACUGAGUUUACCAUAUAUAUGAGAAGAACAUGAAAAAAGCAUAGAUACUCGCGGUCACUACAGAAACCAUGGUGGUCCUUGCAUCAGCUCCUCAGCCCACCUCAGUUCAUGACUUCAGAAGCCUUUAGAGGCCAAGAUCAGGAACACGCUCAACAGCCAACACGUUCACAUGCAAUGGAAGAAGACAUUGACGUCACAUCCCACAUUGAGGGUCUGAAUGGUUUGUCCCGCGAAUGUAAGCCAUUAGAAGAGAUCACCAAUGGACACUCCAACCAUAAGCCUGUCAUGAACGGAGUGGUUAUUGGUCAUAAUGUCAAAGACCACACCAACGGCAGUGCGCCACUCAGAUCACUGCCGAUUUCAGCACUGAAGCAGAAUGGUCUUCUGCAGACCCUGGCAGCUGGAGGGGACCAGCCCAAGCCUGCAGAGGAAAAGGAAAAUGUGGAGUUGGAAAAGGCCAGGCAGGAGUGGGACGCUCUUGAGAACAUCCAACCAGCUCUUACUGAGGACUCAAACCCAACCCCGCUCAUCCCUUUCAAUGAAGCCUUGCAGUACUUUCAGACCACAGACCUUGGGGACUUGCUGAAGAACAUCCAGCCAACCAUUCGCAGGACCGGCCUGGCCGCAAUCACACACUUCCUCUUUGGUCCUCCACGGCUGCACAGGGAACUCCUGGAAGAGAGGGAUCUCGUCUUUGCCAUUGCACAGUGCCCUGUGGACAACAGCCAAACAGUCCACAUGCGUGUCCUCCAGACCAUUUAUAAGAGGCUGAUUGGCAGCAGGCUGGACUGUCCUCGCUUUGGUGCCCACUGGGAAAACAUUGGCUUUCAGGGUACAGACCCAGCCACUGACCUACGUGGCACUGGUUUUCUGGGACUGAUGCAUACUCUGUACUUUGUCAUGGACCCAGAGACUCUUCCAUUGGCUAGAGACAUCUACAAGUUAUCACAACACCCCACACAGAACUUUCCAUUCAGUGUGAUGUCAAUCAACAUGACCCGCAUCGCUCUGCAAGUACUCAGAGAGGAGGCCUUGUCCAAGGAGUGCAAUCGUCGUCAGCAAGUGGUUGGUGUGCUGAAUGAGUUCUACGUUGCCACGUAUCUGCACCUGUACCAACUGUGGAAGACCCAGCAGAAGACCAUUGCUGACUCUGGCUUUGUACUAAAAGAAGUGGAGCUGUUUGCCAAAAAGAACCCCAAGCAGAUGCUGCGCCGACUAGAGGUCUUCCUGAAAGAGAGGCGGGCAGGUGGAAUCCCUCGUGGGACGUCGCCAGACCCUCAGGCCCAACAGCCCUCUCCCAGCCUGGGGGAGCGAGGGGCCAGAGCUGGGACGGGGCAGGGAAGCAAGGGAAAAGAGAUGCACUUCACAGGAGUGUGUGAUCUACCGCCAGACAUGGAGGGAGAGGCCAGACUUAUCUAAGCUAGACUUUGUGUGAGUGAUUAUGUGUGAGUGUGAGCGAGAGCAAUUCUGUCUGUGAGUAUAUCUAUUACUGUAUGUAUGUGCGAGUGGCUUACUCAGAGCUAGAAGAAGAGCCCCACCAGACCCUGAUCUAGGACCUGCUAUCUGAACCUAUUCAAACCCUUCCACUCCUUCCACUGAUGCUGGGGUGCUGCACUUUGAUCAGAUUAAGCUUGGGGAACUUUCAGAGUUAUAUUUGAUUUUGUUAUUAAUUUAUUUUGAAACAGGGAACAGUCAAAUAUAUUAAUACCAGAAACACAAGAUGUCACAAAAACAAAAGAAAGUGAAUAUUUGCACUUUUCUGUGGAUUUAGUAGCCAAAUCAAUAGCUGCCAAAUUCUUGUGGUUAAACCCUACCUGUCUAAAAGUCCAAAAUAUACACAUUUGUGUUCCCAGGAUCUCUACGCCAGGGUGUGUUGGCAUUGCAGAGUGGCUUUCUUUAAAGGCUUGGCAUUGGCUCUCGCUCCGAGAUAAUGCCCCAUCAUGUGCAUUUCAACUGAAGGGCAGCAUUGCCAGGCAUAUUGUUUAAUGCUCUGUUAACUUUAUGGUGAUAAAAGGGAAAAUGAACGAGCCCUGCUAUAAAGCAAACAGCAGCAACUUUUCUAUCAGAAUGAGUGGGGAGACGGAGAUGGAAAACUCAGAGAGGUGCUUUGCAGAAUGGAGCAGAAAUUGUUAAUAGAAAUUGUUAUCAAAGAAAUUCACAGUAGGCUUUAAACGCAGCUUGCUUUGAAGGUCUGAUCACUUUGCAUUCUCUGUUAAAGUGUGAAUGAAAGAUGUGAACAAUAUUCAAGAAUGGACACUCCAGAUGUGUGGAGGUGUAGCCAGUUGUUGGCGUACAACUUGUCUCUGUUGCCAGAGGUCUGAUAGACUAGGUCCAGAGCUCCCAAUAAACAUGGGGGAAUAUAUUUUAAAUAAUUUAAAAAAUAACUAUUUUAGUCCUUCUUAAGGGUCAACUGUCCCUUUAAUCAUAACUUUACAGUUAUGUAUAAAAGCACUUCAGAAUUUUGGUAUCAAACUAACGGCUUAGUGACAGUGGGAAGGAUUUUAACACUGUUAAAAUUCCACUAGACCGUCCGAAAUUCUUCUGACUCUCAACUUUUCAUGGUUAAAGCAAAAGAGACACUUCAUAACAGAGUCUGUGUGCUCGGCUUGGUCCCAGCUGAAGCCGAAGGUCUGGUAUGAGCUUUCUCUACAUUCCGUUAUAAAGCAUGUGAUUGUAAUUUUUUUUGACCAGUUAAAAAUUUAUUCCAGUGUGUGUGAGUGGGCGUGUGUGUGGUAAAACAAACGAGCUGAUAUUGAUGAAGGGUGCCUCUCCUAGGAGAUGUAGGAGAUGUAUGGUACAGUAUGCAAUCCCAGCUCUUACUCUAUGAUAAUCAAAACGCUAGUGCUGUGUGAUGAUAGAAAUCGUUUCUAACUUCAGGGUUUGUGCACUUGUGCAAGCGAAUGUGUGCGUGUAUGUAUGUGUUUCAUAUGACAGGAACUGACUACAGAUGGGGUGCUUUCCUCUGCACACAAUAAGCCAGCUUUACUAAGUACUUGAUCCAUCAAGCUGCAAAGACGGUACUUUUGUCAUUUUAAAAAUGGUACAUAACAUUUGUGAGGACGAUAUUUAUCCUAAGACAAAAAAAACAAAACAACAACAACACAUUCUUUGGUUUGCUUUUUUAAAAGCCAGAUGUUGGUUCAGCUGGUUUCAGCGGCUCUGUGGCCUGGAAUGGGUAGAGCUCCUCAGCAAAGCUGGUUCAUGCUUUGUGCUAAUGUGAAACCGUCUCCCAUCGUUGUAGUCUUAAUCUGUAGCAUGUUCAGGUAGCACUAGUACUGUAGCAUCCUAUAGCCUCCUCCUCUUCGUAAAGCUUGUUGAUGUCAUGUCUCAGUUACAGUCUGUAGUGUCAAUGAGUGCGCAAACUGUUACUACUAUAGCACAUACAUUUCAUAUUUUUAUUAAGCCUCCUCGAGUAGAUACACAUUUAGGUGGCACGGUGUAUGCUUUGGAGAGACGUGGGAUCGGCUUGACAUGUUAUUGAGCUCAAACUUGUCUUCUAAGAAGGUGAUAGUAAAUUCGGUGCCUACAUCCAGUGGAGCCAUGUGGGGUAGAGUGCUGGUUUGUCCUCUCUUCCUUAUUUUUGUCUUUCUUUUGAGCCAUCAUGCCACAGUAGACUUCCUCCAUUCACGUAACGCAGUAAGCAGAGUUGACGUUACCCCUGAAACAUGCCGGCCUAAUGGAGUAUAUACAAAAUUUCGAUGUCAGCAUCUACUCACACAAUUGUACUUUGCCAUCUCCGUUCUCCGCCGUAAUAAUUCAAACUGAGCUGAUGUAGUUUUGCCAAUUGUUUGCGAGUGUUUUGAUUGAUCAGGAAAAUUUGCACUGUUGUAGAUAUUUGAUAGUAUGUGUGACGUAUGCAAGAGGAAACAGGCCAUCUUCAAUAGCCAUAUUGUAAUGUUCAUUAUCACCCACCUCAUGAAACAGGCUUUGUGAAGUCCCCUCCUCGCUCUAAAAAAAAAAAAGAAAAAGAAAAAAAAUAUUGCACCACCGAUAUGAUCUCAUAUUUAGUUUUUAUGAAAUUUUAAACUGAGGAGCAGUACAGUGUAUGUAAAUCAGGAAGUUUGUAUAUAGAGAAUUAAUGAUUGUAACUGUAUGAUUGUCUGUAGGGCAUUAUACUGAAACACAUUGCUUACCUCAAGACUUGAGACAAAUCUCUCCUUUCUCUCUCCUGAUGUUUGUUUGGCCUCUCUCUCAGACUCUUAUUUUUUUAUGUUUCCUUUACCUUGGCCUUCUCUCAUACCAAUUGGACAAGUUGUAUGAUGUAUAUUCACCACCUGAAGCACUACUUAAUAGCAAACUAACACAAAGCUGGUCAGUGUUGUGUAUUCUAUUUAAAAGACACAUUUAUAGACACUAUAUAGGCCCACACAUGCUCUGAUGCACAUCUGCAGAUUUAGAAGAAAAAAAAAAAUCCUUUUUCAAAACAAUCUACAAUUGGCUGAUGUUUACCAUGUCGAAAUAAGCUGGUUUUCUUGUGGCUUCAGUGAUAGUACAGUAUACUUUUGCUGUGAUUAAGUGUUUGAUGUCAGGAAAAACACUCAGAAACAAUCCUGUCUUUACAGCUUCGGUCACAAACCAACUGUUAAAUAUAUGAUUGUAAAGAUAUAGGCUUGACUUGCAGUCAUAAUACUGUGUAUGCUUUGACCUUGGUAUAUAUUCAGUAUCCAAACAAGGCCUAAUUUAUCCUCUCAUAUUACCAAAAGUUAUAUUUUCAGCAGUUGUAAUAGAUCAUGUUCUUAUGCGUUGAUCAUCGUUUGGAGUCUCCUCAGUUGAGAAACCAGAACCAAGAGAAAAAAAGAAAAGAAAAAAAAAAAAAACACGGGUUCUUGCAGGAUGUCGGAUGCUCUGAGAGGUGUGGUCUGAAGUUCUGCUUCCUACAGCAGCAGCUUGACAAAUACAAUCACUUCUCUCAAUAUCCUGCGCUUUAUAUGAAGGUGUUUUACUGUUGCCGUCGUCGUCAUGUCCCUCAGAGCAUUUUAUGACUGUACCUUGAUUGUAGAAGCCCUAUUUUAUACUGAGAGUUAUUUCAAAAUACAGUAUGUGCUGUUGUACAUUAAAUGUAUUGUUGGAGAAAGCUAAAUAAAUGCUGUUUAAAAACUA
Stegastes partitus (bicolor damselfish) is the source of this 5707-nucleotide messenger RNA. RefSeq names its product ELMO/CED-12 domain containing 3 (gene elmod3). The record is from RefSeq and is a predicted model, not a curated record. The transcript is spliced from 13 exons. Bases 716 to 2026 code for a protein of 436 amino acids. NCBI's taxonomy places the organism in Eukaryota, Metazoa, Chordata, Actinopteri, Pomacentridae.